Messenger RNA from Cladophialophora yegresii CBS 114405, 1128 nucleotides. RefSeq lists its product as uncharacterized. The coding region runs from base 1 to 1128 and encodes 375 amino acids. The transcript has 2 exons. Lineage: Eukaryota; Fungi; Ascomycota; Eurotiomycetes; Chaetothyriales; Herpotrichiellaceae. The record is from RefSeq and is a predicted model, not a curated record.
AUGCUCAACAAGAGUCACGUGGCUGGUGAAGGAGGUGAGGUCGUGGCCAACGCCCUCUACAAGCCAUUGGCGGUCGCUGUCGGACGUCCUUUUCAUUUUGACGUGAACAAGGCCUUGGACAUUGUCCAAAAUUCACUUUCUUCUACCACCCACGACACCACCACCACCACCACCUCACAAGACCCGGUCAAACGACCAAUUCCUGCUUCGUCCACCAUGAAGCCAUGUCAAGACGUCGAGAAGACGAUCAAACCCGCAAAAUCUUUUGCCAUGUCGUCGCCAGACCUUUCUCUUUCUGCAGCUUUCAAUGCAUCCUCAUCUCCGCCUGAAGGCGCUAACUCUGGCCCCGAUCAAGCACCUCGAGAUCGAGUCAUCACGGGUGACAUCCUUGACUUGAAGCGACUUCCACCUCCAGACAUCAGCCAGCAUCCUGUGUACCAGGAAAGUCCCUUCAAGUCUACCAGUGAUGCGCCUCUCAUGGUCACUACGACCAGUAAAGAGGAAAUCAAGCGACUGGUGAAAGAAGCUAGAGAGCGAUCCGACGAGAGAGAGCGUCAAAUGCAGCGUGAAGAAGCCGAGCAAGAGGAGGCUGCGCGUCAGGGCACUGUGAGGUUCAAGGCAUUUCCCAAACGUGGCAAUGCGUUCAACAUAGGCUACAAUAAUGCUGUCGGAGUCGAGGCGAGUCUUCGCGCAUCGGAAGGAGGAAUGAUUUUGAAGUCAGCCACGCUUGACCGCCAACCGAUACAGUCCCGCCAAUCCCAACGAGUGUCGUCCGAACCUUCUCACAGCUUCAACCUGCGCAGCAACUUCUCUCGGUGCCAGAUUGACAAAGACAAUGACGAGGCCGACAUCUACGACAUGCUUGGCGAGGGCUCGCCCACGGUCGCGUCAACCCCUCACCAGGCGAAGAGCUCAAUCGACAGCGGGAAAACGCCUACUACACCAGCCUCGGAAGGGUUCGAGCAGAAGAAGACAGGUCUACGCAAGGUCACUGGCAUGUUUGGAAAACAUAAACCCGAGAAGUCGCAGUCCGAGUUGACUCCGCCCAUGGAAGUCGAUAUGCUUCACCGUCCUGAUCUUCUACGAUUACGACCCUGGCCAGCCAUAUCCACGUCACCCCAGCACUAG